AUAUGUUGUGUCGUUAAUAUCAUGUGAACUGUAAAAUAUGUGGUUAUUUAAUAUUCUGCUUCCGAGACAUUUACAAUAUCUACCAUUUGAUUCUGGAAUUUAAGUGUUUUCAUGCUAAUUUAAUUUAAUAUUAUACGAUAAUAUGUAUAUAGAGUUCAGUUCAAAUCAUGGGACCAAUGAGAAAAUUUGUCGGCGGUCUUCUGUUACUACUCGCGUCUUCCGUUACGAUCUCCGUCUUGUUAGCCAUAUCAUCUCUUUCUCCAAACUGUACUCAAGCUGAUUUUUAUAAAGUUCAAGAUCGCCAGUCUUCCUGGGGUCCACAUCGACUUGCCAUAAUUGUGCCAUUCAGAGACAGAUUCGAAGAACUUUUACAAUUUGCCCCUCAUAUUCACGACUUUUUGAAUAAACAGAAAAUUAAACAUACUAUUUAUGUUAUUAAUCAAGUUGAUAAAUUGCGUUUUAAUCGUGCCUCACUUAUCAAUGUUGGGCAUAUCUUGAGCCGAAAGGAUUGUGAUUAUCUAGCAAUGCAUGAUGUGGAUCUUCUACCUUUAAAUCCUAAACUGAACUACUCCUACCCUGAAAAUGGACCGUUCCAUGUUGCAUCUCCUGAGUACCAUCCAAAGUAUCACUAUUCAACUUUUGUUGGUGGCAUACUUCUAUUAACCAAGGAACAGUUUGAACUUGUCAAUGGCUUGUCAAACAGAUAUUGGGGAUGGGGUUUAGAAGAUGAUGAAUUCUUUGCAAGAAUGAAGGAAGCAAAAUUUAAUAUCAGCCGCCCACAGAACAUUAAUAGUGGUGUACAUAACACUUUCAGACAUCUGCAUGAUCGAACUGUUAGACGUAGGGAUACUGCUCGCUUGUUUAAUCAGAAAGAAGCAACUAGGAAAAGGGAUCGCUUGACAGGCCUAGCAGAUGUGCAAUAUGAAUUAAUUUCAACACAACAUAUCACUAUCGAUCAAGCUCCUGUUAUAUUACAUAAUGUAAAAUUAAUUUGUAAUUAUUCAUUAACUCCUUGGUGUGAACAUAAACCAGGAAACACUAAAAAGUCUUUGUAGAGUUUUAUUUUAGAAAUUUUGUAAUUAAUGCAAUAUGAUUUUGUGUGCUGUAAUGUGAUAUAAUGUUGUUGUUAAACAUAACGCAGAAAUAUAGAUACUGAUAAUUUAUUCAAGAUUUGUAUCUUAGAUAAUAUUAAAUAAUUUGAAGUUUUUCAGAAUGAUAAUCUUUUAAUUGUUUCUAAAAUGCAGAAUUUG
Argiope bruennichi is the source of this 1250-nucleotide messenger RNA. RefSeq names its product beta-1,4-galactosyltransferase 7-like (gene beta4GalT7). Gene Ontology annotation, biological process: carbohydrate metabolic process; proteoglycan biosynthetic process. The transcript has a single exon. Bases 168 to 1055 code for a protein of 295 amino acids. The record is from RefSeq and is a predicted model, not a curated record. Lineage: Eukaryota; Metazoa; Arthropoda; Arachnida; Araneae; Araneidae. Gene Ontology annotation, molecular function: xylosylprotein 4-beta-galactosyltransferase activity.